Rubroshorea leprosula is the source of this 1507-nucleotide messenger RNA. The record is from the annotation of a GenBank genome assembly. NCBI's taxonomy places the organism in Eukaryota, Viridiplantae, Streptophyta, Magnoliopsida, Malvales, Dipterocarpaceae.
AACGCCGGCGGUAAAAUCCUUCCGGGAUACAUUGGUGGAUGGAAAUGCUUCCAUCGAGCCUCCCCUCGUCACAUAUGAAGAAUUGGUGGCUGCAAACCUAGAGCAAGAAUCCUCAACCCCUAUGGCAGAAGAUGGGUCACACCCUUCCAAGCCAAAGAUCCCCAAGGUUAGAAUACCUAAAUCAAUCUGGCAGCGACUUUGUGCCCCCUGGAAAAAUGCAGUAAUUAUCAAGCUCCUAGGGAAAUUUGUCAACUUCCACAGUUUGCACUCACGAUUAUUGAAAGAAUGGCGAACAGAAAGUGAAUUCGAGGUCAUUGAUGUGGGUUUGGGCUAUUAUAUUGUCAAAUUUUCUUCCCCACAGGAUUGUGCUAUGGUUUUAACAGGAGGGCCAUAUAAAAUGUUUGAUCAUUAUUUGGCCGUUCAACCUUGGGAACCAGGUUUUCAUCCAGCCAGAGCAAAAGCCCCCAAGACAGCAGUGUGGGUUAAAUUACAUGGUGUUCCAAUAGUUUGCUUUCAUGAAGCUAUUUGUCUUUAUCUGGGCAGUAAAAUUGGUAAAUCGAUCAAAGUUGAUCCUACAACCCUCCUUGCUGCCAGAGGAAAAUUUGCAAGAGUCUGCGUUGAAGUUGACCUCAGCCAACCUCUCCCAUCAUCCGUGGACCUAGACUUAGAGGAGUUACCUCAGUCUCUCAUUCCGGUGGAAUUUGAAGGCCUACAUAAAAUCUGUUUUCAGUGUGGGGAAUUUGGUCACACAGAGAACUAUUGUCGUUUUAAGAAUCCUGGGAAGGCCUCUCCCGUUGGCAACCCCAGCUCAAAGGCUAUGGUCGAGUUAACUCAAACUUUAAAGCCAAAUCCGGAAGAAAAUGAUAUGACUUUUGGCCCAUGGAUGGUUCAACAAAGGAAGCCACGACGACAGCAGCAGCCCCGUCGCUCAGUCGAACCGAGUAAUCGUUUUGCAGUGAUGUCAGAGCUAAUGGGGGAAGAGACAGAUUUGCUAAAUUCAAAUAUGGUGACUGAACCCUUGCUGGCGGGAAGCUCGCCUCAAACUGAGGAGUCCACAGAACAAGUUAAGCCAAUGGACAUUACUAUCCCAAGCCCUCACCUUGCUCCAUCAACGGAUUUUGUUAAGCCUCAACCUAAAAGAAGAAAGGCAAAAUCUGGGGGCCCAAUCCCUAAAGAUUCUAAACCUACCAUUCCUAAGCCUUACCAGCCAUCACAAGGCACUAACAAACAGAAAGAACUUUCCUCUCUAUUGCCCACAAUGGCAGAAAUUAGGAGUAACAAGGUGCCAGUGCCAAGAUCUACCUCUUCAAUGAUAGAAGUACAUCCCCAACACUACCCAUUAUCAUUAGCACCUGCUCCAGACCAAAAUCACGUACCAGUGCUUGCCUCAGUUGACCCAGCCAUCAUGGUCAAAAUUCAUCCACCCCAGGCUGCGGACUCAGUGCAGCCGACUCUCACAACACCGUCUAAUUAAAUGAAGAUUGUGACAUGGAAUAGUCGUGGUGUU